Ahaetulla prasina is the source of this 2074-nucleotide messenger RNA. Its product is annotated as E3 ubiquitin-protein ligase TRIM39-like. NCBI's taxonomy places the organism in Eukaryota, Metazoa, Chordata, Lepidosauria, Squamata, Colubridae. The record is from RefSeq and is a predicted model, not a curated record. The transcript is spliced from 7 exons. The coding region runs from base 227 to 1657 and encodes 476 amino acids. Gene Ontology annotation, molecular function: zinc ion binding; protein binding.
CAAUAAUAAUUGAUCGGGGGUCCAUCCGGCGAAUGUUUGCUUCUCUCCAAUUUGUUCUUUUUAAAACACUUUUUUCCCCUGUAAGAAGCCAGCGAAGCUGACCGCAAGAGCAACAACAAUUCAUUUCGGUUUCCCGUCUGGGCAGAGCCCAAAGGCGGUCAGCUGAUUUGGAGGAGAGGAAGCGAAACUUAACUUUCUCUUUCCUUUCCCGGCGGAGGAGGCGGCGAUGGCGGGUGUACCGUCCUUGCCUGUUUUGCUGGAAGAAGCCACCUGCUCCAUUUGCCUGGACUAUUUCCAGGACCCCGUGCUCAUCCCGGAGUGCGGCCACAACUUCUGCCGGGGCUGCCUGACCCGCAGUUGGGGAACGUCGGAAUCGGAGGCUUCCUGUCCCCAAUGCAAACGGACCUUCGCGCCCCAUAACCUCCUCCCCAACAGGCAGCUGGCGCGGAUUCUGGAAGAGGUCAGGAAAUGCGGCGGCCAUCCGGCCGAGGAAGGAGGGAGCUUCUGCCCGAAGCACCAGGAACCCCUCAAGCUCUUCUGUAAGGACCACCAGACCCUCAUCUGCGUGGUCUGCGACCGAUCCAAAGAGCACAAGGGCCACUCGGUGAUCCCUGUGGAGGAGGCUUUCCUGGAAUACCAGUUCAAGGUUGAGAAUUGCCUGAAGGCUCAGAAGAAGCAGAAAGAAAAAAUAGCUACAUACAAAAGCGACACAGAGCAAAGAGUGCAGGAGAGGCUUGACCUCAUCAAAAAACUGAAAAUAAAUGUAGUGGCUGAAUUCACAGAGCUACAACUCUGGUUAGAAGCACAGGAAAAGCUUCUAUUGAGUGAAAUGGAAGAAACGGAGAAGGACAUUAUGGCAAGAAAGGAGAAGGGUUUGUCCAAGCACAUGGAGGAACUGGGCUCUCUUGACCAUCUCAUCCAGGAGAUAGAAGAGAAGCUUCAGCAGCCAGCCAGCCAACUCUUACAGGAUAUUGGAAGCAUCUUGAAGAAGUACCAGGUUAAGGAAACAUAUGAGAAUCCGGUGGAUUUACUUCUAGAGUCGAACUGGACAAUUCGGAAUUACAGUGAUAUCACUCUGUUUCUGAAAAGUGCCAUGAAAAAAUUGAGAGAUACGCUAGAAACUGGACUUCAACUACAGGAAGAGAAUGUAACUCUGGAUACAGAAACAGCCCAUCCUGACCGCCUUGAUGUCUCGAAAGAUCGCAAAAGUGUCAGAGGAGUUAAGCCAGUUAAAGCAAAAUAUUUUUUCCCAAAUCCGAUGACAUUUGUACUUUAUCCUUGUGUCCUUGGCUGUCAGAAGUUCUCAACUGGGAGACAUUUCUGGGAAGUUAUGGUAGGAGAUACAGCAGAUUGGGGUGUAGGGGUUGCCAGCAAGCCAGUGAACGUAACAAAUGUUGAUAAGCAGACCUGGCGCUGGGAGUUUCAGAAAAGAAGACAGGGAUACAAGGCCAUCUCUCCAUCAAAAUGCUAUGACCUGGUCCUGACUGAGGAGCCCACAAGGAUCCGCAUCUCCCUCAACUGUGAAGAGGGACAAGUCAGCUUUUUUGAUGCCAGCACAGCAACUCUGCUCCAUACAUUUUCAGAUGCUUCCUUGGUUGGAGAGACCCUUCAGCCCUGUUUCUAUUUGAGUAAGGACACCUGCAUGACACUCCCCUAAAAGAAGGGACCUCGAUAGACAAAACUUUGGAAAAAUCCCUACUUGCCACACAGGAAUCUCUGAAAGCCUUUAAAGUGGAGAUUCCUUAGCUUUUUGCUACUACACCUUCUUUUAUUGUACAGUCUAUGCUGCACCAAAUUGCUUGCAGUUCAGUGAUGGGUUUCUAAAAUUUUCACUACUGGCUUGGGCAUGGCUAGGUGGGUGGCAUGUGACUGAGUGGGCGUGGCCAACUCUCAACUAUUCCCACCCAGUCACAUGACCCUCCCCACCAAGCCACACCCACAGGAAAAGGUAGGAAAAUUUUGGGAAUUUCCACCUAUCUACCCCGCCCUCCCUUCGCCAGUCGCCCCCAUUUCCCCUCCUUUGUCAGCCCCAGCCCUACCCCCCAUUUUCCUCUUUCACCACUGCCUCCUUGUU